This is a messenger RNA of Aspergillus ruber CBS 135680, 2329 nucleotides long. RefSeq lists its product as uncharacterized. The record is from RefSeq and is a predicted model, not a curated record. Gene Ontology annotation, cellular component: chromatin. NCBI's taxonomy places the organism in Eukaryota, Fungi, Ascomycota, Eurotiomycetes, Eurotiales, Aspergillaceae. The transcript has 6 exons. Gene Ontology annotation, molecular function: zinc ion binding; RNA polymerase II cis-regulatory region sequence-specific DNA binding; DNA-binding transcription factor activity, RNA polymerase II-specific. Gene Ontology annotation, biological process: regulation of transcription by RNA polymerase II; DNA-templated transcription. Bases 148 to 2265 code for a protein of 705 amino acids.
CUGUCACAUAGUAAAUUAUCCACCACCAUAUCCAUACCGUAUCCACCACUGUCUUCAUUUGGACUGCCCAUGUCUGGUACGCAAUUUUUACGUUGUACAUUUUGUUUCACGCCAUUCCGACGCCAUGAACAUCUUCAACGCCAUCUGAUGUCUCAUGGAGGUGAUCGUCCCCAUAACUGUACAUUCUGUAGCCAAUCGUUCAAACGAAGAGACGUUCUCCAGAGGCACUGGCGGACUUGCAAAUUGCGUCUCGAUAUAGGCGCUGAGAUACCUCGGUAUCCUUAUGCCCCUAAACCUAGUAAGAGGCGAGCCUGUGAUCGAUGCUCUAGACUUAAGAAGGCAUGUAGCUUGGGCUCUCCUUGCGAAGCAUGUCGCGCCAGAAAUCAUGGAUGCUCCUAUGGGGAUUCUCACCCCGCUGCAGAGUCGGGUGGCCUGGUGCAGACUUCAUCCCCCAUAUUCCCUGGCUUCGCACUUCCCACGCCUGGAGAAACAGCAGAGCUCGAGAUCGACCAACCAUGUUAUCAACCCUUGGAAAUUCCAGACUUGGAUAUGACUUCCGCCGGGGAAACAGGCUCUUUGAAUUUAAGCAUUCUUGAUUCUGGGACUGAGGAGCCGCCAACGUCCAUUCUCGAUAGUGAAUAUGUGCUUAAUUUUCCAUCAAACGUAUGUGAUGCGUUUUCAGCAGUCCAGUCCACAUAUCCCAGCAGCAUUGUUACAAGAUUAUAUUUCCUGGACCAUUUCACAAGCGCUACAGGAUUCGCGGACUCGUUUGAAUGUGGAAAUCCCACUGAAAUGAAGGACCUGACCCGGAGUGUACAGGAGGAGUCGUCUGACCUGAAUCCGGAGAAAGAUGGCACUUCAUCACAGGUCAUUCUGCAACUGUCAGACUUCACGGAGGUCAUUGAGAGUCCCCAGCGGGAACGAGGCUCUUCAUCUUUCUUUGCGGAUGUGCCCGAGGAGACGUACUUUGGUUGCGAAGAUUGGCUUUCGGACUCCCUUGUCGGUGUCACAAACAGUAUCGUGUCUGGGCUAAAGGUUGCCACGCAGCAUCGAGAUCCAGGCAGUCCAAUCACUUUUUACUGGUCAAAACUCAUUGAACAGAUUUGUGUGCAGUUUUUCAGCCCCCCAAAUAUCAAGAAAUACCUACUUUUUUUCUGGUCAUUCUGGUACCCAAACUGCCCGAUAAUCCACAAACCCACAUUCGAUAUCCACAACGCACCCCACACGUUGCUCGUGCCCAUGUUAUUAAUUGGUGCGAGCCUUUCCCCCGACGAAUCCGUUAAGAAAAAUGCGAAGCUCUGGUUCAGCAGUGCAGAGGAGAUGGCCUUUGCGGAAGAGCAUUUCCAACAUUCAGUAACAACCAAGGGCGAGAACCAGCCCCCAGAACGGAAGGCCCUCCAGGCGCUUCAGGCCGCGUAUCUUAUUUGUCUUCUACAAAACUGGGAGGGUGAUAAUAAUAGCAAACAGAGAAUUAGGUGCUAUAGGUUCAGCAUGGUUAUAGCGGUUGCGAGAAACCUUGGAUUUGCAUCCGGAAACCAUCAUGAGAUCCAAUCACAAGACAUAGAUUGGCAUCGUUUUAUAUUAGAAGAGGAGUUUGUUAGAACCUUUUCAUUCAUUUUCUUACUCGAUACAGCUUUUGUCAUUUUCAAUAACACGCCACCAAAGCUGUCAAUAGCCGAGCUCUCUAUGGCUCCUGUGUGUUCCAAACGCUCUUUCCAGGCGCAGUCUGCCGAUGAGUGCCUGUUGCAUUUGGCUGGAUCGUAUAUCAGCAUGCCUAGCCCAAAGAAAUACACGGUUGCGUCUGUGGUGACAAAGAUGUGUCAGAAUGAGUUGGACACUGAUAGCAGAGAGUAUUUUGCUCGAUUAGGGAAGCUAAACUUGUUUAUAGUCAUAAGCGCAUUCCAUUCCAUUCUAUUUCACUCACGAAACACCCUUGUUCCCGAAGUGGCUGUUCAGCCACUCCGACAAGGUCUCAGCAACUGGAAAUCAUUCUGGGAUGGAUACGACGCUCUCGAACAUGACUCUGAAGUGGCUGGCCUAUAUUCCAGCGAAAGAUGGAAACGCACAGGAUUUAUGCAGCACGCUCCAGAAUAUUGGAUUCUGGCACAAGCAAUUCUCCGAGGCAUACAAAAUCCAGGUUUAAUGGCCAACAAUGAUACCAGCCUGAGUACGGGCUCUCUUCUCAGUCGAUUUGAUGAGACAGACAUGAGUCAAGUGAACAGGCUGAUCAAGCAAUUUGAGAAUCUCAAUAUACUGAACAUUUGAUAUUGUCCCGCUUCUACCCCCUCGAUUAAGAAAUGAUACUUCCCUCUUGUGGCUAGCAACCGGG